CAGCUGCCGCGGAGAGCCGGUGCCCCCUGGAUCGCCUCGGCCGCCUCCUCCUCCUCCUCCGUGCCAACAACGAAACUGUUCAUUGAUGGGAAGUUUGUUGAGUCCAAAACGACUGAAUGGAUCGAUAUCCACAACCCAGCAACAAAUGAAGUGGUUGGUCGAGUACCAAAGGCCACAUCCAGCGAGAUGGAGGCUGCUGUGGCUUCAUGCAAAAAGGCUUUUUUGAACUGGUCAGAAACAUCUGUUCUGAGUCGCCAGCAAAUCUUCCUGCGUUAUCAACAACUUAUCAAAGACAAUCUGAAAGAAAUUUCAAAACUCAUCACCUAUGAACAAGGGAAGACCCUGGCUGAUGCUGAAGGAGACGUAUUCCGAGGCCUCCAGGUGGUUGAACAUGCCUGCAGUGUGACAUCCCUCAUUCUGGGAGAGACCAUGCCCUCCAUCACUAAAGACAUGGACACUCACACCUACCGUCUGCCUCUGGGAGUGUGUGCUGGAAUUGCACCGUUCAAUUUCCCAGCCAUGAUUCCUCUUUGGAUGUUCCCCAUGGCUAUGGUUUGUGGAAACACCUUCUUGAUGAAACCAUCUGAGCGUGUUCCAGGAGCGCUCAUGUUCCUUGCUAAGCUAUUUCAAGAUGCAGGUGCCCCUGAUGGGACCCUGAAUAUCAUCCAUGGACAGCAUGAAGCUGUGAAUUUCAUCUGUGACCAUCCGGAUAUCAAAGCAAUCAGCUUUGUGGGAUCUAAUCAGGCUGGCGAGUACAUCUAUGAGAGAGGAUCCCGGAAUGGCAAGAGGGUCCAGGCCAACAUGGGAGCCAAGAACCAUGGUGUGGUGAUGCCUGAUGCCAAUAAAGAGAACACCUUGAACCAGCUGGUUGGAGCUGCUUUUGGAGCAGCUGGCCAACGCUGCAUGGCCCUGUCUACAGCAAUCUUAGUGGCAGAAUCACAGCAAUGGCUGCCAGAACUUGUGGAGAGAGCCAAAAAUCUACGUGUUAAUGCAGGGGACCAACCUGGUGCAGAUCUAGGGCCCCUGAUCAGUCCCCAGGCUAAGGCACGUGUUUGCCAUCUGAUCGAGCAAGGAGUAAAAGAAGGUGCCAGCCUUCUUCUGGAUGGACGUCAUAUCAGAGUGAAGGGCUAUGAAAAUGGCAAUUUUGUUGGGCCAACGAUCCUUGCCAAUGUGAAACCAAACAUGACUUGCUACAAGGAAGAAAUCUUCGGGCCUGUCUUAGUGGUUAUGGAAGCAGACAAUUUAGAUGAUGCAAUUGAGAUGGUGAACAAUAAUCCCUAUGGAAACGGAACUGCAAUCUUUACCACCAAUGGAGCCACAGCUCGGAAAUAUUCCCAUUUAGUAGAUGUGGGGCAGGUGGGUGUAAAUGUUCCAAUCCCAGUACCUUUGCCCAUGUUCUCUUUCACCGGCUCUCGUGCUUCUUUCAGAGGAGACACCAAUUUCUAUGGCAAACAGGGAGUGCAGUUCUACACACAGCUGAAAACUGUUAUUUCUCAAUGGAAAGAGGAAGAUGCCACUGUUACCAAGCCUGCUGUGGUUAUGCCAACUAUGGGGAACUAAAUCAGCCUUUACAGAUGCUGUCGCUGGUGCCCUUUUCCUUCUGUGCUGCAGACACUUUCCCAGCUUUGCCCUGACUAUCACCUUUUGCUUGGGAAUGAAUAGACAGCUCCAUUUU
This is a messenger RNA of Tinamus guttatus (white-throated tinamou), 1675 nucleotides long. The record is from RefSeq and is a predicted model, not a curated record. Lineage: Eukaryota; Metazoa; Chordata; Aves; Tinamiformes; Tinamidae.